Molecule: messenger RNA, 5630 nt
Organism: Porites lobata
Lineage: Eukaryota; Metazoa; Cnidaria; Anthozoa; Scleractinia; Poritidae
Source: the annotation of a GenBank genome assembly
AUGCUCUUCCUGCUGAUUGCUGCUGCCCUCAUCUGCAGUAAAGCUGCAGCGAAUUCGCCUUGCAGUAGCCUCUACGUCUCGUAUGAUUUGUCAGCGAAUUUUAACGAAACGAUCGCCCACAGCAUUCACUCCAUGACUGUACAGGGACUUCGUUUGUUUAACCCACGAGCGACCGAAGACAACCGCGUACCGACCGUAAACCAUGAUAUCCACGACGAGGUAACUUCUUUUAGUUAUACUUUUUUAUUAUCAUUUUCGUAAAUCCUCUUGCAAUAACAGUAACAGAGCCUCAAUCACCCAUGGGUAAGGGGGGAGGAGGGGGAGGGGCACUCCCUUAUUUGGCCUAAACGGUUAUGUGCUGCUGAAUAGGAUAUGUUUUGCACGACCUUGACGCAAAACAAAACGAACCAGGGUCAUAAAAUGAGGUCUCUUGCCUUAAACAAAGCAGCGAAAUAAGCAAUUUUUGCCUUCAACAGGCGCAGGGUUUGAAGGCCUCCGUGGCACACCUCUACCCAAACUUCCCUUGAGUGCCUUCCCCUCCCCCCCCCCCCCGAUUGAAUCUGCAACAGAAAUGUUAGACGGGGAGGAAGGCGAGAAAAUCGAGUUAAAACCGUAGACUGUUACUAUCGAUGUUUAUUUUAUUGCACUGAACAUCGCUCAACUCCUCUUCUUGCCUCAGCAGCCAUAAGGAUCUCGAGGAUCGAAACUGCCAUCGAAACAAAUUUCCAACUGAAAUUUCUCACUCCUACAUCAUCCCUUUGAAGAAGACAUGUUUUUAUACUCUCUUGAGAAUAUUCCUUCUUAAUUCUCUGUUCAAAGGUGAAAGGUCAGAAAUGGUUGGGCAAUAAGUAAGUGGUGAUGAACCUGUUUCUAAAAAAACACACAGAAUUUCCACUCUGAAAACCAAAAAACAAAUCAUUUUAUGUCUGAAGAACGUAAGUGUUUUCGAUUUUCUGAGACGAGUAAAAGUAAAUUUAGACGGAUUCAACUACAACCUUUAAAAUAUGUUCGUGAAAACCGUGAAAACAGUUUAGUUUUCCACCUUUGUUCUAUCUAGCUUUAAGUCCUGGUCUCAUGCAGGCCCGUAGCAAGCAUAAAAUGACUGGGGGGGCUGAGCGAGUGGCCCACAUUAACUCCCCCCCGCUUCGGUCCCUCGGUUAAAGCAUACUUCUUAGUACGUGUCAGUUCACUACAUUUGUCUACAGCACCUUUUGUUCUUGUCUCUAAUUUUCCGUUUGUGUUGACUUUGAGGAAAUUGAGAACUUGUUUGGGAUAUCAUUCGCGGAAAAUUUGCCAAACAAGUGCUUUCCAACGAAGUCAUUAGCUACGUUUACAAGGUCAGAGCGUCUGUUCUGUCCUUGUGAACAUGCAACAUCAUGAGGUGGUUCAGUCUAGAGUCUCCCGUUGUUGAGCGCAAAUACGUCUUCACCUGCUUUAAAGCUGAAAACGAUCUUUCACUAACGGAGAGAGUAAAAAUUUCGCUUAAUAGUUUUCUGCGGGAGCUAUCAAGGGACUGCAAGAAGGUUACCACAUCAUUGACGUCAAAUUCUGAAGUGUCAAACCCCACUGACUCUGCUGUCUGUGGUAAAAGCAAGCGUUGUUCUUUACACUUGAAAGAUAUUUUAAAGCUGUUGGUUGUUUUUGGCAGAGCAAAAAUACGAUUUCGUUCAUUUACACAAUUCUAGAUUGCACAGAAGAACAACAGUACAUAAUCUUACUAUGAUCGACAAUAAUUUGAAAUUUUAGCUUCCAUUGACAGCUGUCCAUUUUAGUAGAAAAAUUCCACUUUUGUAGCAGAAUUUAAUUCAAGUCUGAAAAUUUCUGGGGCCUGCCCCUCCCCCUCCCCCUGCUACGGGCCUGUCUCAUGUGUUUCCUAGCUUAUUGCCAAAUAUUCGGAAAUUGAAUGUAGCCGCCUGUAGCCCGGGAUUGACGGAUGUUACUAAAACGGGGAACGGGGAGCGGGGAGCGGGGAACGGGGAACGGAAGUCUGGGAACGAGUUGUCAGCGGAAACCUCCAUAAAAAUCCAAAAUGGCCGGUAAGGAUCAAGGACCCGGUAAGAUCGAUGAUAGAGAAGCGUCGAAACAACACUUAAGGUCGCUAUUUUACUAAUGAACUAUAUGCUCAUGAGGUGCUUGAAAUAAUACGGAGGUAAUAAUGUCAUGACAUUUUUCACCUUUUUGCGUUUUACUAAACAACAAAAUAUGCUUCAACAGCAGUUGAAAGAAGCUACAGUCGGGACAAAAACUCUCAAAGCACAGCCAUAUUUGGAACUCAAGCGAAUCUAUACUGGGUCUAAGUCACAAAGCAAUGAACUACUUUUGCUUGACGCUUUUCGUAGGGUUUUGGCUUAAAUACAUGCUGAAAGAUAACGUAGAUCGAAGCAGCCAGGUGUAUUUCCUCGACAGUAAUAGUGUAGCAGUGGAGCUCCUUCUUAGCUGUAGCGUUUUUUCAAGCCCAAAUUAAAACAUGUUGGCGAUGAGAUAAAACUGUAAGUCUAAUAAUAUUAUAUUUACAAACCUAUGAUGAGAAGUAAGUGCAAUUGUAUUAUUUGAAAAGAUAAGAUGGAUCAGGUUAUUUAAUACAUCAAUAAAAGGCAACUUUAAACAUAUUAACGGGGAAUGUGCCAGGAACAUCAAUCAUACCUUGGUCUUAAUGAAAUCAGUUGUUUCAAAGCAAAUGGCUAUGCUGUGGUUUUAUUUAAUUAUAACCUAGGUUUAAAUUUUGCUUCCCUUUGUUUGGGGGUACGGUAAUAUGAAUUUUAUGAUUAUGAGUUCAAAACAAAGAGAAUAAAAUUCAAACUUAGGAUAAAAGUGAACCACAACUGAGCUGCAAUAUUAAGUGUUGCAAGUAUACGUGGGGGAAGUACUUUGAAGUCUUUGGUUGGAAGGUACUUUCUAAAGGCUAGCUGUUAAAAUAUGCAUGGUAAGUAUACUUCCUCUGUUUAGCCCUGUGGAUGCUUAUUUUUUUUCUAGGGGCACUCCUUUAAUGUUUUUGCAGAGGGGAGCUCUGCUUCUCUUUAAUGAACAUUAUUUUUACUGUGGAGAAAAAUAUUUCAAGCUCAGUGUAAAACUGAAUGUGUCAGUGACUUAAACCAGUUAAUAUUGUCAAGCUGCUUUAUUAGCUUGAUUCAGUAAUAUUGCAGUGCACCUACCAUCAAGCAUCACAUCAUCAAUGUUGCAGAGGCUGGCAGCUUAUUAGAAGGUGGUUGAUAAGCCUUCAAGCAAGCUGUCUGUAGUUUUGGAAAUAAAGAGUCUAAGGUCUCACACAAGUGAUGGGAGGCAAAAGAUUGGAGUGCCGAUAUGUUUUUCAGUAAACACGCGCAACUGUAUGUGUAUAGUUUCCACAUUACGCUUACUCAAUGCAUGUAAAAUAACACAAUAGAUCUUGCUACCCAUUUUCCCUGAUUUUAUUUCCCCUCCAGGGGACAUAAUUUCUUUUAACAUAUCGGGGUUUUCAAAAAAGGGGCAAGAAGCUUUUAAAUGAAUUUUAAUUCAUUUAAUGAAGCACUGUAUCAAAGAAAUUAAAGAGAAGAAUCAGACUAGAGUAACAGUAACCCAGAGGGAAGGGGGGGGGUACUCAUCAAAGAGGCUCUGCUCCAGGGACCAACCCUUUACCAUUUGUAUGUACCAUUUUAGACAGAAAAGGUACCCCUUUUGUAUACCCUCUAGUGACAAAUGGUACCCCUUUCACAUACCUAAUUUUGAACGCUGCAUCCCUUUUUAACUGCUGUAAAUACACCAUCUUUACAAAAACAGGUUUUCUUGUCUGUCACAUCCAUAAAAUGCAUCUGUGACUGAUCUCAUGUUGGUCCCUUUCAUAUACUUCAACUAUAAAAACCCCUUCCCUUUCAUGUACCUGAAGCCUGAAAAAGGCUUCAGGCUCUGUUUAGGUCAUUAUAGUACCCCCUCCUCCUGCACCGAGAACAGUACUUGAUACAGCGAUAUUGUAUGGUAUGAAUUGCGCCAAACGUUUCGUCCCCAUGAAGAGGUACUUUGAUUAUUUUACGACAAUUUUCUUCAAAAGGGAGGGGUUUGGGAUCUCAUUCUUAGGGGGGCGGGGGGUUAAUUGAGGAUCUGCAGUGAGUGAGAAUGUUGCAUUCAAUGCCAUCCAAUAGUUUUGAUUCAGGAAAGGGUCGUCAGGGGUAUUUCGCAGAAAGACAAAUGGCCACUGUACGACUUUGAAGCAGUUACUGAUUAGGGUGAGGAAAAUGAGUGAAUUAGGUUCCAUUAGGGUCAUUAUACUGGUCUAUACUGGGCAAACUGACCUGAAACAAAUUGUUUCACAAAAUAAUAAAAUGAUAUUAUUUUAUUUUCAUGGAUCAGUGAAACACUUCAAUAUCAUGAAUGCUUGCAGUGUAGUAGAUCUAAUAAUAUUAAAAGCAGAACCAGAUUGUUAAAGUAGUCUUACUAAUUAUGUGAUGACGUGGUCAAUAACAUUUUUCAAAGCAGUCAUCUCUAUCAAAGGAAAUAGAAGAAGUUUGCACACAAGCUACUUGACUACUUCGAUGUAUGUUAUCUAUCAUGGAAAAGUAGUUAAUUGCUUUGUGGGCUAGACUCAGUAUAGAUUCGCUUGAGUUCCAAAUAUGGCUGUACAUGUGCUUUGAGAGUUUUUGUCCCGAUUGGCUUCUUUCAACUGCUGUUGGAGCACAUUUUGUUUCCUACGGAUAAUUGUUUAGUAAAACGCAAAAAGGUGAAAAACGUCAUGAAGUUAUUACCUCCGUAUUAUUUCAAGCACCUCAUGAGCAUAUAGUUCAAGUAACGUAACGCCGUUAUCGGUUAAGUUUGUUUCGACGGUUCUCUAUCAUCGAUCAUCGGCCAUAUUGGAUUUUUAUGGAGGUUUCCGCUGACAACUCGUUCCCAGACUUCCGUUCCCCGUUCCCCGCUCCCCGCUCCCCGUUCCCCGUUUUAGUAACAUCCGGGAUUGACGGCAAUAUUGUGUGGAUUUUACCAACUGAAGUACUGAAUUGUUCCGCUCUUGGUACGAGUUGGAACAAGAGUAUCUUAUUACUAAACUCUAAAAGGUCAUUGUUCAAGGUCACAAAAACACAACCUCGAGAGGUUGACAAAAAUCAUCUCUUAGCUAUGCAGCAAAAAAAGAUAAGAGAAGGUUUUAAAUUUUUUUUCAGUUCCUCAGGCUUUUUUCCCGACCGAUGUGACCGAUGUCUGAACUUAACCUUCAUCACUGAAAGCUUUUAACGCCGUGGAUUUCGUUCUUCGGAUUCUAGGUACUGGAUUUUCCGGAAUCUUUGUCAGUGGAACUUUGAUUCCGGAUUCCGAUCGUAAGAGGGAUUCUGGAUUCCUUGAACUGUAUUCCGAAUUCCAGUGCCCAGGAUUCCAGAUAUCACCAGCAAAAAUUUCUCUGAUUCCAGAAUCCAGUUUCACUUACAUGGGGCGACCUUUACUAGUCUCUUGGAAUAGUUUCCUUUCUCCUCACUCCCACUAAACCACCGUCUUAGGAUGUUACUACAAAUUCUUAUCUUUUCAUGUUUUCCUUUCUCUAGAAACACCUUGUGCUACCCUAUGCCCCAGAGGACCCCUACGAAGAAGAUUUCAGCACGGAGGCAAUGAACAUUAUGGACGCCAUUUUAAGCCGCAUCGGUUUGGAUGAUGAUGGUCUGGGUCCGAACUGA